This is a messenger RNA of Daphnia carinata, 1269 nucleotides long. RefSeq names its product regulator of microtubule dynamics protein 2-like. NCBI's taxonomy places the organism in Eukaryota, Metazoa, Arthropoda, Branchiopoda, Diplostraca, Daphniidae. Gene Ontology annotation, cellular component: spindle microtubule; mitotic spindle pole; cytoplasm. Gene Ontology annotation, molecular function: microtubule binding. The transcript has 10 exons. The record is from RefSeq and is a predicted model, not a curated record. Bases 55 to 1197 code for a protein of 380 amino acids.
GGCUUGAAGAAGCCGAUAAAGGCUUAUCUUUGACGGAUAUUGUUUCUAUUCGUAAUGGGCAACAAAAUAUCCGUUGAUAGUAAACCUGUCUUUGGAAUCCUUGCUGGAUUAAUAUCAAGUUCAUCCUUGUUAGUUAUUUGGCUGUUCUAUGAAAGAAUUGGUAGAGCAACGAGAUUGGAUAGUUUGAAGGAAACUAAUUAUAACAUAGCGCAGCUCAAUUCUGCAAUAGAUAGUCUAAGAAAAGAAAUAGAAGAUCUAAAAGAAACCAAAUCUUUGAAAGCUGAUCUUGGUAGUGAAAUUGAUGAAGAUUCCAAGUCAAAAAAGUCAUUCAAAGUAGUCCGUUUCAAGAAAAGCUUAUCAUAUUUGUCAUCCACAAGUGAUGCUGACUACCAAUCAGCAUGGUCAGACUGUGAAGGACCAACAGAAGAGUUCUUUGAUUUUCCAGAGAAUGAUGCCCUUGCUGAGCAAAUAAAAAACAAUUCAUCAACCAAGGAAGCCAUAGAUUUGUUCGAUAAAGUUGACAGUUUAUUAGAAGGAUCUUCAGAUGAUUAUAAAAUUGCAUUUGGAUUAUUAAAAGAUCAUGAAAGUGAGUUUGGCUGCAAUGUGGAAUAUCUGUGGCGUGUUGCCAAAUCCUGCAGAAUGUCUGCUCAAGCAUCAUGUGAUAUAGAAAAACAAAAGGAAUUAAGUUUCAAAGCCGUUGAUUGGGCACGAAGAGCUUUGGCUGCAGAUGAGUCUAACGCCGAAGCCAACAAAUGGUUUGCUAUAUCAUUGGGUGCAACGAGCUGUUAUUGUAGCGUUUCUGAAAAAAUCCGAAAUGGUGUUCUUUUUAAACAACAUAUUGAUAAGGCAAUUGAAAUCAAUCCUUCGGACUACCUUCUUCACCAUCUUCUCGGUCGAUUCAGUUUUGAGGUAUCGUCUUUAUCUUGGAUCGAGCGAAAAGUGGCCACGGCGCUCUUCAGAGAUAUUCCAAGUGGAUCUGUCCAAGAAGCUCUGUCAAAGUUCAUGCUUUCAGAAAAACUGCGAGCGGAGCCAUGGAAAACCAAUUCCCUCUACAUUGCCAAAUGCUUUAUUCAUUUAGGGGAAUAUGCCCAAGCAAUGCACUGGAUAAACCGUGCAUUACCAAUUCCGGUUGUAACGCCAGAAGAUCGGUUGUCACAAGACGAAUUAGUUGUUUUAAGUGCCAAGUAUAACUCUUAAUAAUAUUUUUUUCUCAAUUUGUUUAUACAUUUCACAUGCCAUACACAAAAGGAUUAUUUUCUGGAUGAAGAA